Molecule: messenger RNA, 558 nt
Organism: Selaginella moellendorffii
Lineage: Eukaryota; Viridiplantae; Streptophyta; Lycopodiopsida; Selaginellales; Selaginellaceae
Exons: 5
Coding region: 25-558 (177 amino acids)
Source: RefSeq, a predicted model, not a curated record
UCCUCGUUCUUGCAGGCUCAGGAAAUGGAAGCUGCACAGGAAAAGGGCUAUUCUACCCGGAGUUUGGCGCAGUGGAGCUGCUUGGAAAGGCACCUCCGGCGGUGGAUCAUUACCAUGAUCACGGCCCUCUCGAUUACCGCAAACAUACUUUCCCUAACAGGCUAUUCUACCAUGAUCGAGUGGAGCUGCUUGGAAACAAGAGGAAGGCACCACCGGAUUACUAUGAUCACCCGCCUCUUGAUCGCCUCAAAGUUACUCUCUGUAACAGGCUAUUCUACCGGGAGUUUGAGCUGCUCGGAAACAAGAGGAAGGCACCGCCGGUGGUGGAUCAUUACUGUGAUCAUCCGCCUCUCAAUCCCUGGGAACUUACUCUCCCUGACAGACUAUUCUACUCGGGGUUUGAGCUGCUUCGAAACAAGAGGAAGGCACCAGAGGCGGUGGAUCAUUACUGUGAUCAUCCGGCUUUCAAAUGCCGCAAACUUGCUAAGAAGGCAGGGACUCUCCUCUCAGCGAGAACGGGAUGAUGAUGGUGGAAGUGAUCAAGCGGCAUCCACCUGA